GAACGAAUUUGAGCGGGAGUGAAAAUUCUUACUCACCAAAUGUCGUCGCUGUAGUUGUCAGUAAUAAAAAAACACACAUACACACUCAUACAAAUGCGCGCUCACACACAAGCACAGAGCAAUUUUACAAAAGCCAACAGAACCGCUGAAAGUAGCAAACAGUAAGCAACAAGCAGCAGUGGAGGCGACGCCAAGAUAAAAAGCAACUACAUGAGAAAAUAAAUAAAUCGCAAAAAAAAAAACAACGAACUUAACUACAUUAAAUUGCAAUUUAAUAAAUUGCACUAGUGCGUGGUGUUGUGGAAAAAAAAUAAAGAGAAGGGGCACAGAGUGACACAAGCCUUUGUUUUUCUAGACUAAAAUAAAAUAGAAAAAAAGGCUGGCAACGCUGGUUUGCUGUGCUUGCCGAGCUCUGCAGUUUUGUUUGCUUUGUUGUGCACGCGUGUGUGUGUGUGGAAGUGUUAAUGUGUGUAUGUGAAAGCGAAAUAUAAAUAACAAAUCUGAGAAUCCGACUGAGGAACGCGCACUAAAUAAUUUAGAGUGCCAUGGCACUGCUCCUGUUCAUGGCAGCGGCGACAGCUCUGCUGCUGCUGCUGUCAUCAUCGACAACAGCUGCGCAGGCUGCUUAUGCAAAUCGCAUACCUGCUUUGGAAGUGGAGGCACUGCGCCUAAACUAUAUAAGCCUGGAGCAGGCUCUGUGGCAAUAUUUGGGCAAAACGGCCAACAGCCAAAAUAAUCGCGAGUCUCAGCUGCGCAAAGUUUAUGAUUCGCAUCGUGAUUUUAUAAACAAGCCGCUAAUGUCGCAACGCUAUGAUAAAUCACGCUAUGAGACGAUACUGCAUCAUUAUGAGUGGACAUUGCUGGACAUGAAAUUGGUGGAGCUGAAUAGUAUAUUUGAUUUCUUCAAGGCGCAUACCAUGAAAUCAAAUACAAGCAACGACUUGGAAGAGCUUGCUGUGCUGGAUUUAACAAAAGCCGUAUUGCGCAAUGAUAGCAACUUUUCCAUGUCGCAAGUGUUUCAGGAAAUUGAGAGAACCAUGGUGUCGCAGUCGCUCUACUACAGGGCUAUGCUGGUAUCUGCCGAUCAGAUGUGCCAGACUAUGCAAUCGUCGCAACAAUUUGUGUAUUCACUGUACACGGACAUUGCACUAACCGAACUAAAGGGCUACACCAUGAUGGAGUUCAGCUGGAUGAUGUUGCGCGUCUAUGGACGCGGCAACUACACACAGGAAGCCGAACUCAUGCGUCGCGACUAUGAGAAGCGCACGGAGCGCACACUGAAGCUGCUCAGGGAGGUAAUGCGUCGUGCCGAUCGCAUUCUAUGGCGCUGUGAUCCUAAGAAGCAUGUGCCCAAGGUUACCUACGAUGAGGUCACACGUCUGCUCCAAGGCUACAUUGAGAACGAGGUGGAUUUGAAUAGCGAUGAGACAUGCCGUGAAACUUGUUCCUACUAUCAAUCGACACGCAGCGAGGGAUGCUUCAAGGAGAAAUUCUGUGCCCGCCAGCCCAAGUGCUCGGGACGUCUAUACAAUUGUCAGUUUGUUGAGUCAGACAUGUGGGUGUGUCCGGCGCCCAUGAACAGCACACGUCGCUAUGAGUAUGUAGAAUUCGAGAAUGGACGUGUGCUGGGCGAGCGCAAGAGCUGCUCACGUGGCACCACCAAGGUGGACAGCUGGUGGCGUUACUUAUUCUGGCAUUGCAGCUACUGCUUCUGCCUUUGCGAUGAGCAGGGUCUUAAGUCUGAUCGCUUUUUCAAUCUACGCGAAGCCGUUGCGGACAUCAAGCAAAACAAAGUCGUCACUGGUCUGCGCUUUGUGAAGAAGAAUCGCAUAUUCCAUCUGCAGAUACAGGAGGGACAGCUGCUGCCACGCGGCGCUAUCAAUCAAUCGACAGUUGCCUGGAGGCCAGUGGAUGAUUACAAAAUAUUUGAUAGAAAUGUUGCCAAGGGCGUUGACUAUCAUACGCUUAACUAUGAGAGUCGCUCCAUUGAUUUGGAUGAUAUUAUGAAAGCAGAUGACAAUAGCUUUGUGGUCACCGGUGUGCGUUUCCGUGUGCUGGGCGCUCAUCUGAAUCUGGAAGCCAUGCUCAGCGAAUUCGAUUUCAAAAAGGGUGAACUCAUUAUGCCAGGCGUCAACAUCUGGCAGUCCAACGAUAAUACCGAUGUGAGCGGUGAACGCAGAGUGAAGCUGAAUAACUAUAAUGCUGAUGUGCCCACGCGCACAAUUGUCAGCUCACUGCCUAUAUCGAAGGACAAUCAGUAUAUAGACUUUGUCAAUUCGGGCAUGGAUGCGGAUGCAGCCCAAAGCACUGUGCCCUUCAUCGAUAUACAAGAUGUCGUUUCAAAUCCGCCAGUGCCACUUGCCGGCAUCGGCAUCUACUUCAAGUCGCGUCAAGGCUUUGGCGGCUUUGUAGCGCCAAAAAUAAUAACCUACGAUUUUGCAUCACAUGUGCAGAUGCCAAAGACCUUUAACUAAACUACAAUAACAACAGCAACAAGGAAACUGCUUAACAUUUACAAAAUUGUCUCAGAUAAUACACAUAUAGCUUUCUAGGUCUAUCUAAUGUAUAAUUAAACUUUUGUUUAUAAAGAAAACAACAUUAAUAUAGUAGCUCUGUUUGUGUCGAACAAAAAACAAAACUCACACAAAAGAAGAGAAGGGAAAAGAAAUUAAGAACAAUAAACACGCCCCGUCAAAGUUGUGCGCGCGCUAAUUCAAA
Molecule: messenger RNA, 2718 nt
Organism: Drosophila busckii
Lineage: Eukaryota; Metazoa; Arthropoda; Insecta; Diptera; Drosophilidae
Gene: orion
Exons: 5
Coding region: 546-2474 (642 amino acids)
Source: RefSeq, a predicted model, not a curated record